UGUUAGGUGAAUCAUACUUGAAAUCUGUUUCAAUUUUUGUUAAUUAUUCACAAGAAUUCAAAAUAUUAUAAAUAAGAAACUAAUAUAUUUUUUGCAUAGAUGAAGAAAAUCGUUUUAGUACAUUUAAGUUCAGUCUUAGAAUUUAGUUGAACGGUAAAAGAUGGACAAGAGCCUUUCUCAAAACUUUUCUAUAAUAUGCGGAGAACUGUGCAAUCUCCUGUAUGUGAAAGAUUACAGUAAAGCACAGGUGAACUCACUUAUAGAUGAGCUAAACUCUAAGCCUUAUAAGGCUGAGUUUUUUGUCAGAAAACAUGAUGCCACGACACUGGUAACCGCACUGUGCCUUAAUAUAAAGCCUGUAGAUGAGUUUUUAGCUGCAAAAACUUCCCAUCUAAUGAAUAGUAUUGUUACGAAGCAGAAUUUGCAGUUUGAUACAGAUUACUUGUGGAAAGUUAUAUCCUGGCAUGUACAAUGCUUAAAGAAAUGUUCCGAUGUCAUAUUGCCUGACAUCCUCCACAAUAUGCAGUGUAUACUACAAUACUGCCCACAGGCUGGCAUUAAGUUUGUGGAAGAACUUAUAGGCAGUCAGGGGCUGCUUAUAAACCUAAUUGAUAUAGACAAAGGCCAGAUGUUGAGCACUCAGAAUCCUCUACAAAUAUCCCUCAUAGCCUUAAAGUGCAUGGUCAGCUUGAUAGUAAUGGAUGAGACCAAGAUGGACCAGCCUACCAUAGCUGCAGAUAUCAAGGAACACAUCUCACAAAUAGUUGUUAAGUUUCUACUUAAGGGUUCUAACAAGUCACAAGAUGAAUUUUUAUAUUGCAAGGCAGUAAUAUCAGCAUUAAGAGUACUAUCACAACUUUACUACAAUGACCAGAAGGUGAAUAUUCCUUUGCCAGAAGUGAUGGGUAUAUGUAGACAUUUCGUCCUGUACGGGCUAGUGAAUCAGAAUCCUAAACCGGAGAGGAUCAUGCCAGCGCAGCAGACUUUAGCUGCUGUCCCUGUUGUUCCUAGUUCAAAUCCUAAAGGUGGCAAGAAACAAAAAUUAAGAAAACAAAGGAAUAAUGCAAUUGAAAGUUUAAAGAAAGAGAUUCCAGUAUCAGACCGUAGUCUUAUGAAGGAUGUAGACAAUUUUGAAAACAAUUCAGCAUACAAGCCUGCAAGCAAGAACUAUUUAGAACCUCAGAAGUCUAAGAAUUGUUGGGCGUUGACCAGUGACUCUGAUAUGUCAGAUGUAGAAAGUGGUAGGGAGGCUAAAUUUAUUGCGUUAAAAUCUCGAGUCAGGCAGAGUGCAUCAAAUUUACUGCUUGUUUUGAUAAAGAUUAGAGAGAAAAGAGAGAUAUUUGGAUAUUGGUGGGCCUUGCUACCGGACUCACCAGACGUUGAUAAGUGGUCAACCUCUGAAGGCGGAAGGAAAACGCUUGCUUACUGCGCUGUCAUAGACCCUAUAGCUAGUAGUCGAGCUGGUGUACUUGGUGUUAUAUUAGCUCUUCUGUCCGGAUCCAGAGUGUAUCUAUCACAGGCAGAGAGCAGUAAAAAAGACAAUGCAUCAUUCAUUCCGUUCUCGGUGUCUCUUGGCUACGUGAUCACGUGCAUGCAUAAGGUGUUGGUUGGUAUUCUGGACAGCGACAGGAGCCACACUGUGAUCAUAGUUACCUUGAAGUGCUGUGCUGCCCUGGUGCAAGCCACACCGUAUCAUAAGAUGAAGGAUGGACUCAUCAGUGAGCUGGUCAGGUCGACGAGGAAGUUUCUAGUGCAUAGAGACGUAACCUUACAAGUUGGUGCUCUAAUAACAAUGGGAUGCGUACUGUCAGUAGAUCCUAAAGUUGAAGAAAUACUUAAAGCGAUAGAAAAAGACGUCAUAUCUUCUAAAACGCCAGAGAAGUUGAACAAAAAUAACAUGGAGACUGACGAAUGUGAUGAUUUUGAAGAAGGUUACUCAGAUGAUGAUAUGUUCGUUGCUGUUGACCAACCAGUUAACAAACCAGACGAAAAUGAUACGAAGGAGACACACUAUUUCAAAAGUUGGAUCUUAGACAUUUGUUUCAAAAACAUGGGAUGGACAUUCAAAGGAAAUGAAAUUAUGAGAUGCAAGCCCUCAGCGAUUCCAAUAAUUUUAGAAUCCUUGCAAGUGAUAUCGGCCAUCGCGUUCCACCACCUGCCCGACCUCCUGCAACCGCACCUCAUUCUAUUAGCGGAUAUAUUGAGUGAGAUGCUCGAACAGGAGCAUCAGGAUGUGGUGCUUCAGGCUGCGAGGACUAUCAGCAUCAUCGGAGAUGCUAUACAGAAAUUGGAACAAACGGAGCAUCCUCCCCCUCUAUCGACGUGCGUGCGCUUGUGGGAGAGGUUACUGACCCCUUUGUCAGGAGCGCUACAGGGGCAUGACAACGCGCCGGCGAAGGCAGUGGUCUGUGACUGUAUUGCGAACGUUGGGGAACGCGCCUUCAAAGAAUUGCCUAGACGGUUGCAAGUGCUGUGUUGUGCGUUAUUGGUGGGGUCGUGCAGUGACGAAGAGGCCACCGUCAGAGCGGCUGCGGUUCGAGCCCUGGCUAUGACUGUCAUAUACCGCACGCUACGAGAAGAUUUAUGUUUCGUGAGCGAUUGCGGGGAGAACAUUCUGAGAGCACUGGGGGAGCAGACGCUGGUGGUGCGGACUAAAGCAGCUUGGGCACUGGGCAACCUUAGUGACGCGCUGGUACUUAACAUGGAGGACCCGGAGACGGACGACAUAGAUGAUGACCUCUUGUUGCGCCUGCUUGAGGUCAGCAUACAGUGCGCCACAGAUAAUGAUAAGGUAAAAAUGAGCGCAACGCGUGGGCUAGGCAAUCUGUUGAGGCUGAUCAAGCGGGAGAGUCUGCUAAGAAAUGGUCAACUGAAGCCUCUAUGCGAGACGGCCAUAGCUCGUUUACUGGACUGCGCGUGUAAAGUCACCAAUAUGAAGGUGCGGUGGAACGCUUGCUAUGCAAUGGGCAAUGCUAUGAAGAACGAGAAUCUAUUCACCUGCUUCAGUGGGUGGCAGCAUCAAGUAUUCUCGAAUCUAUGUUCUCUUGCGCAAGAGUGUAAGAACUUAAAAGUCCGUAUCAACGCAGCGUCGGCGCUGAGAGCGCCGGCCACCAGGGACAACUAUGGAGACCACUUCUCAGGAGUGUGGCGCGGCGUCAUGUCUGCUAUGGAAAACGCAGCCAAUGUCGACGAUUUCACAGAGUAUAAGCAUAAGGAUAACCUUAUCGAACAGUUAUGCGUAACGCUCGCACACAUGUGCUGUCUUCUCAAGCAGUCAGACCUGACAGAUAUCCUGGACCCUCUGGUCUUCCACUACGACUGCGCCAAGUCUCUCUUCACUCAGCUGUGUCACAAACUGCCUCCUGAGAACUCCUCUUGCAUGAAGAUACUUCAAGCUGCUAAAUACGUCACUGUGGAUCUAACGGCCAGUAGUGAUAGUCAACAACAGUCCUUGGGUAUGCUCCAAGAGAUAUUUAUUUGGGAUUUGUGAGAUUUAGAGUUUCGAUUUGUGAUAUUCCUAAAACUGCUUCGCAAGAAUGUUUUGUACAAAAAUUGUGCUAUAUCUAGUAUUGCUAUCUCGUUCGUGUAUAAAUGUAAGUGAGAAUCGUUUGAGUAUAAAAGUACGUUUUGUUGCAUGUAAACUAGAGGUUGACAAGUUUACAAAGAAUGUUCUAGUGCAAACAUAACGGUAACUAAGAUUUUUUAAAAGAAUUACUUUUUACUGCACUUUAAUUGCUGAAUAAUUUUAUUUAUUUUGUUGUUUAUUUUAAAUUUUAUUACUAUAAGUACGCUCUAAUAAUGGUAUAUAUUAGUCAUAAAUAUGUUGAAUUAUUUUUGAAUGAAAAUAAUAUAAACAGUUAAAAUUA
Pectinophora gossypiella (pink bollworm) is the source of this 3866-nucleotide messenger RNA. Its product is annotated as HEAT repeat-containing protein 6. The record is from RefSeq and is a predicted model, not a curated record. Bases 161 to 3490 code for a protein of 1109 amino acids. The transcript is spliced from 16 exons. NCBI's taxonomy places the organism in Eukaryota, Metazoa, Arthropoda, Insecta, Lepidoptera, Gelechiidae.